Messenger RNA from Paramecium pentaurelia, 705 nucleotides. NCBI's taxonomy places the organism in Eukaryota, Ciliophora, Oligohymenophorea, Peniculida, Parameciidae. The record is from the annotation of a GenBank genome assembly.
AUGUACUAAGAUUCUCGUCAACGAGAUUAUUCAAAUCAUUCAAGUUAAGUUGAACACUAAAAAUUUAAAACAAGUCAAAUUAAUUCAGAAGAAUAGGUAGUAAAAUUUACAGUGAGAUAAGACUUUUUAAAUGUAAUAGGUAUAGCUGCAGAUUUUCAAGCAGCCAUUGAAUCUUAAAUAAAGGAAUAAAAUUUUGAUUAAAUUAUGGCAAUGUUGCAUAACAAAUUAAUAUUAUAAGUCAAUCUUUCAAGUUCAAUACAUUAUGAUUAAUAAUAUGAAUGCCAAAAAUCACAUCAUUUGAAGGAAAUAUUAUAUUAAGAAAAACUUAAAGCAAAGCAAUUUCUAAAAUCCAUUUUAGAUCAAUAAAAAUUUGAUCCUAAAAUAGAGUAGCAUCUCAGAAUUUACUUAAAUAAUUGUUUAGGAGAUCGUCCUCAAAUGUUAUAAGAACCAUUAAAUAGUAUAAAGUAUAAAACUGAAUUCAACUAAGACACAGUUUAAAAGAUCCUUGGUUCUAUGAAUUCAACAGAUCAAAAAUACAGAGAUUUAUAAAGUGGAAAAACUUAAGCAGAAGAAUUAUCAAUAAGUUAAAUUGAUUAAUAUAUAAAGUAAAAUUUUUAUGUUAUUAAUCUUAGGAAAAGAAAAGAUGCUACUUAGAAAAAAUUGAAAAAUGAGUCGGAUAGAGAGUGUAAAUGCUCAGUAAUGUGA